Molecule: messenger RNA, 6838 nt
Organism: Bufo gargarizans (Asiatic toad)
Lineage: Eukaryota; Metazoa; Chordata; Amphibia; Anura; Bufonidae
Gene: ARHGEF2
Product: Rho/Rac guanine nucleotide exchange factor 2
Exons: 28
Coding region: 278-3835 (1185 amino acids)
Biological process (GO): positive regulation of neuron differentiation; actin filament organization; cell morphogenesis
Cellular component (GO): ruffle membrane; cytoskeleton
Molecular function (GO): guanyl-nucleotide exchange factor activity; microtubule binding
Source: RefSeq, a predicted model, not a curated record
GCCGCUGCUGGGAAUAUAGACUGGGAACCAUCAGCCUCGAUCCACGCUGACAGGAGGAUCCCGACUCCCAUCAGACACCUGUCCCGCAGGACUUGGGAUAGAACUGGAGGCGUCCGAUACAUCCUAGGGGGUGAGUCUGGAGCGGUGCAGAUGUCCCCGCGGUGCAGACGAGGUGCGGACCCCUCCACGUAUGUUAUACGACGGCCUCCUCAAGAAUGCAGCUUGUGACCGUCCUCAGUGUUAAGUGUGUCUGCUGAGCGUAAGAAAAAGAGGAGGCAUGAAUAACUCGGAGGUGUUUGACGCCGGGCCCUACAUGGUGCGGGGCCACAAGCAGCGAUGCCUGUCUGCUGUGGAGCCAGAUGUCCCAAGUGAACUGGAAAUUCAGGAGCACCAGGAGGAGCAAGACAUGUUCCUGGGGGUCCCGAUGAGGAGAUACGGUCCCUCGAGGCGCUCGGUGCACGUCCGAGACUCCUUCCGAAGACACAGCUGGGAGCCGGGCAAGAGGACGCAGGAGGAGCAGGCCAACUAUGACAGCCUCAGUUUGAAGGGCCUGGAUGCUGAGGAGAUGGAGGAGAACAUGGGGUACAAUCGAGACCCCCGACGGACCCCUAUUAUACGCAGCACUGAUGAGUUAGAGUCUUUGCUGUCGCUUCGAGGGGAGGACAUGGAGGUGACACAAGAGGAACACGCCAAAAGACUCCAGGAAUACCUGUCACAGGUCUACUGCUACAGCCCCCUGUCCAAGUCUGUGUCCAUGACCGGGAUUGAUGACGUGGUCCUGUACUCACACAGAAAUCACUUGGGGAAUGGGUUGAGCGCGGUCAGCUGCGGGGAGUUUGACGUCCUGGAAGCUGAUGAGAAGGAGAACAGGAACAAGGAGGAAUCUCGUUUUGAAAGGACAUUGAGCUUCAUCAAGAAGUUUUCAGGAGGGAAAAGUAAGAAUAAAGACAAAGAGAAAAUGAAGGAGCGAGAAAAGGACGCCAAGGACACCCGAUACACUAAUGGACACCUCUUCACCACCAUCACCGUGUCCGGGACCACUAUGUGUUUCGUCUGCAGCAAGAGCAUCACAGCAAAGGAGGCUCUUAUUUGUCCCACGUGCAGCGUCACGAUACACAACCGCUGUAAAGACUCCCUCCCCAGCUGCACGAAGGUGAAGCAGAAGCAACAGAAAGCGGCCUUCCUGAAGAACAGUUCGGCUCUACAGAACGUGUCCUUAAGGAAUAAAUCCACUACAUUAAGGGAGAGACCCAACUCUGCCAUCUACCCAUCUGACAGCCUCCGACACUCCCUGCUAGGCUCACGCCGGGGGCGACCAUCUUUAUCUCUAUCCAAAAGUGUCUCCACGACCAACAUUGCAGGGAAUCUGAACGAUGAGAGUCCCCUGGGAAUACGCAGGAUACUGUCGCAGUCCACAGACUCCCUGAACAUGAGGAACAGAACGCUGUCUGUGGAGUCACUGAUUGAUGAAGGAGGAGCCGAUGUUAUCUGCAGUCAGCUGAUGAGCGAUUUUGCAACAGAUGAGAAAGAGUUUGAGGCAGAUUCGUGGAGCACAGCGGUGGACAAUAAUUAUCUGCAGCAGCACAAGAAGGACGUGAUGAAAAGGCAGGAUGUUAUAUAUGAACUUAUCCAGACCGAGGUCCACCAUGUUCGCACAUUGAAGAUCAUGACCAACUUGUUCCGAAAAGGGAUGCUGGAGGACCUGCAGAUGGAUCCAGCGCUGGCGCAGAAGAUGUUUCCGUGUGUGGAUGAGCUCAGUGACAUUCAUAUCCGCUUCCUCAUUCAACUCCUUGAGAGGCGUAAGGACUCGCUGGCGUCUGACAGCAACAAGAACUUCGUCAUCAACAAGCUGGGUGACAUCCUCAUAAAUCAGUUUUCAGGGACCAACGCAGAACAUAUGAAGAAGGCUUACACUGAAUUCUGCAGCCAGCACCAGAAGGCUGUGAAACUCUACAAGGAAUUGUUCUCUAGAGAUAAGAAAUUCCAGCAGCUGAUACGAAAACUGACUCGUUCCCAGCUGCUUCGGAGACAUGGAGUACCAGAGUGUAUUCUUCUCGUCACCCAGAGAAUCACCAAGUACCCCGUCCUCAUCGAUCGCAUACUGCAGAAUUCUAAAGGUGAUGAGGAAGAGCAUCAAGACUUGGCUUCCUCCCUGACGCUCGUGAAAGACCUUCUUUCUUCCAUCGACCUGGAGGUCUACAAUAACGAAAAAAAUCUGCGUCUGCAAGAGAUCUACCAGAAAGUGGACAGCAAAUCCACAGCCUUGGUUCAAGGAAAUUACUGCUUUAGCAAGGAGGAGCUCCUGAGACGAAAGUUGGUUCACGAAGGUUCCUUGCUGUGGAAGACUGUUGCCGGACGUUUCAAAGAUGUUAUUAUGCUGCUAAUGACUGAUGUCCUCGUUCUACUCCAAGAGAAGGACCAAAAAUUCUACUUUCCAACCCUGGACAGAUCACCCAUUAUUUCCUUACAAAACCUCAUUGUACGUGACAUUGCCAACCAGGAGAAAGGAAUGUUCUUGAUAAGUGCCAAGCCUCCUGAGAUGUAUGAGGUUCAUGCUGCUUCACGAGAAGAUCGGAACACAUGGAUGAAACUCAUUGCACAAUCGGUGAAAGUAUGUCCCAAGCGUGAGGAUUUCCCAUUGAUUGAGACCGAAGUAGAGGCCAAACUGAGAAAGCUGAAAGAGGUCAUACAGCAGAGGGACAGAGAAGUAGCAGACAUCCUUGAAGAAAAGGUGACCCUCUUCACUAAAGUGCUCCAGCUGCAGACAGGAGAAGAUGUCCCCGUGGGUGGUAAUACUCGGAAACUCUUCAGGACUGAGUCAACAGACAGCUAUCGAGGAGAGAAACUCAUCACUGAAGCCAUUAAAGAAGUGGAAGCGCUCAAGGAUGUGAUAUUUUCAAUUGGAACAGAGCAGCUGUCACUUAAAAUGGACCACAACCAUGUAUCUUCAACCACUAGUUACACUGCAUAUACAGAAACCAGCAGUGUAAAUGGAUCCCUAGAUUCUAACAAAGAUGAAGAUCAAAAGGAUCGUAAUGGGAACCAGCUGCAAAAUAAAAGUCCACAGGAGGAGGCUCUGCAGAGGAUUUCCAGCUUGUACAACUUAUUGCACGGCCUACAGGUUGUGGUCACACAGCAGGACAGCCUUCUGAGUCUCCAGAUCCAAGACGGCAGUGAAAAGAAGGAAAGUCUGUCCCGUGCUAAUUCUAGGGACCUAACGGUGGCCGAGCCCUUGUCCAAGAGCAUUGAUAAGCCUGGGACGGAGCUGACCCUGCUUCAGCGGCAACACACUCUACUUCAGGAGGAGCUGCGGCGCAGCAGGAGGCAGUGUGAAGAGCGGGCUCAGGAAGCAGGGACUCUGGAAACCCGUUUGAGGGAGAGUGAGCAGGCAAGAACCAAACUGGAACGAGAGAUGGAAGAAGCAAAGCGACAACUUGCCCAGGUGCAUAGAGAAAGAAGCAAUAGUGGAAUUGAGAUUGUCAGGGUUUCCAGACCAAGUGACCCAAGGAGACGUAGCCUGCCCGCUGGAGAUGCCCUAUACCAAACAUUCACACCUCCUCAGUCAAACAACGACCGACGCUCCACCAUGGCAGAUGGCCCACUACCCAUUAUCACAUUUCAAGAUGAUUCAGACCUAAAAGAUGACUUGAGUGACCUGACCGAGCUUGAAAGACUGCCAGAGACGGCAGACACCGAGUCCUCUGAAGAAGAGGGUGGUGGUCCGCCAACGUCUCCGUCAAGCGCACGAGAGUUUCUGAGAAUGCAGGACAUUCCAGAGGAGGCAGAGAGCAUUCAGGACCUUAGAGAUGCAGAGAUUGGCUCUUCAGAGAGUUGAAGAACUUGGGCUUUGUGACCAUUGCAGACGCAAGAUGGACGAACUGCUCCACCCUGGGGAGUGGUGAAAUAAAGUGACUGAUACUGUUAGUGGAGAAAGAAAUGUCUCUUCCCUCACAGAUUUCAUAGAAUCAAAUGAAAACACAUUUUUUAUUUUAUUUUACCAAGUGUUGCUACACGCAACUGGGAGACCAAUACAGGCCAACAUGUGGGGGUAGGAGAGUCCGUCUCGUGUGUCAAAUAAUGACAUAGACCCUUGUUGACAGCAGUUGGUUAACAUUGCUGAAAUUUAGUAAAAGUAAAAACAAACAAAAAAAACACUGAUUACUUGGUGCUACCAAGUGAACCCUUAAAAUUACAACAUCAGGACUAAAGUGUGGGCUAAAAUUGUACCUACUAAAGUUUAAACUGGAAGAAGAGGAGAAGCCGAUCUCCUCAAAUCCAGGAAACAAAUCCAAAACAUUUUGGAAGGUAGGCUGGCCACACAAAAUAGAUAAACGUCGGCCAAACGCACCAAAUUUAGCGCAAACGUGUCCUGACUCUCCAUGUCACUGGACGUCAGGCAGACUGGAUUUAAAAAAAGGCUGAUCCUUUGUUCUCAAGUGAGAUGAGCUACGAGCGAUUGGCCGAGCGCUAUCGGACGCGCACGGCUAGCUUUACACUCGGCAAAUGCCCUCAAAAUCCGACUCUCUUCCCCCACACCCAGAAAGUAAGCUGGGCGCCAUAGCUUUCUCUAAGACGGGUAUAUUGUCGCUCACCUUGAUCUGCCCAGACGGACAGCGUUUAUUUAUUUAUUAUUUUAAUGCAACGACAGAUUUUCUUUUAAGUUAUUGUUUUUUUUUCCAUUUGAACAGGUUUGAGAAGCAGAAAAUAACCCUUUUUUUUAUAUAUUAUUGGCAAGCUGAACCAAUCUCAGUGGUGCGUCUUUGCCUUUUUGGGAAGGCAUUUUUCGACUGUUAAACUUUUAGGGAACAAAGCAAAGCAAGCCACGUCUUUGUCGUUUAUUAAGAUGCGGAGUAUAGUCCUAUCAGGCAGGUUAAUAAUGGGCAGAAUCAUUUUUUUCCUAGUUCUGCAUAGUUCCUUCUCAUGGUUUCUUCUCUCAACCAACACCUGGUCACGAGACACAAAUUUUUCUUCAAGUGGAAGAAGCUAUUUCCUACGGAUAUUAUUCUCUUCGUCUGGAUCUGUUCUGUAAUUAUGUGGAAUGGGUGCGGACCCAUUCAUUUUCAAUGGGGCCGUAAAAGAGGCGGACAGCACACAGUGAAAAAAAUGGAACAUGUCCUAUUCUUGUCUGCAGCUGCGGACAAGAAUAGACAUUUCUAUUGGGGUACCAGCCCGGUGUUAUGCGGAUUUGCAGAACACUGCGGACGUGUAAAUAAACCCCAAGGCAAAAUUUUUAAUCCUUGAAGUAUCCCUUCAGUUAUAAACACAUUUCCAUUAAUGCAUAGUACAGGUGAAUAUAAGAAACUUUGUAAUAUGUUUUAUUAAAGAAUUAUGUUUCCUCCUGGCUUCUCAGGGUGCUUUCCCCCUCUUAUCUCGAGUAACUCCCAUCUCCAGGCUCACAAACAAAUGUCUAUGGGGAGAGGAGGGGGGGAUGAGGAGGCUGCUGCAAGCUAGUAAGACUAUGUUCACAUCUCCAUUGGGAACUCCAGCAGGCUGCUCUGGCAGAAGUACAACCUGCCAGAGUUCACCGUAUCUGGCAUAGCCGGAUAAUGCCACACACCGCCGCAUCCCUUUUGACUACAAUCGGGCCUGAUGGGGAUCCGGCCACUUUUCGGCACAAAUGCCGUCUUUCAGAUGGACAAACAAUACUGCACGCCUGCCGGAGUUCACAACAGAGAAGGGAUUUCUUACCUCACGCUGAACAGUGCUGGAGCCUUAUUCUAAUAGUGUAGCAGAGGUAAAAAAAACAAAACUGCACUUUGUGUCUUUUGCAUGCUCUCUCCAUUGACAUCUAUGUUAAAAGCAGGAUAAAGCAAAUCAGCCUGAUAAAGGCAAAUAGAAGCCCUUUUCUUUAAUAAGAUAUAUUACAAAGUUUCUUAUAGUCGCAUGCACUAUUCAUUUAUGAAAAGUUGUUUUAUAAUUAGAGGUACGCUUUAAGUUAGUACAUGUUGAUGUCAUAUAGCAUCCGAAUGGUCACUAUCUACUGAAAUGAAAAAAUAUGAUUUUUUUUAAGAUAGUCCUUCUUUUAUCUGCAAGUAUUUUUGAUGGAUUUACACAUCGUGUUUUACAUUGUCACCAAGGUCGUCUUCCCCAACAUUAACCUGUGUUUUUUCCUUUUUUUUUUUACAUGUUAAAACUUGCAAAGCUGCUUCACACUAACGGGGGGGAUAAAAAAAAAUCUACUAUUCCAACCAUCGAUCCUAUUUAUAUUUUGUACGAAUCAAUCUUGUGUAAAUAAUGUUAGAUUUUAUUGCGGUCCUUUUUUGUUUCAUAAGGAUUAAUGUUUUGAAGGUUUUUUUUUUUGUUUGUUUUUCUACCUUCUGAAUUUUAUAUUAAUUUUCCAGCAAUUUUACUAAGCACUCCAUAAAGCAGAAAUCAGAACCCAGAAAUAAUCAGUAAUAAUCGUAAUACAGUGAAUGCACUCUGCAACCCCCUGGAGGGAAAUAUCUCAUGUUUUUUUUUCUUUUUUUAAUUGACUUUUUUAAAUCUCGCAGUGGGGGCAGCUGUCUCACAACCUGAGCCUUUUACUCCGGCGACUGAAAUGGUCGCCUCCACUGUGAGCAAUUCUAAAGAUGGGCCAAUCCAAUGAUGAACUGUUAAUUAUUAACCUGCGACUUCCCCUGAGAUUUUUUAAGACUACCCAAAAAAACUGAGUAAGAUAUUUAACACGAGUAUUUGUAUGUAUAUAUAUAAAUAUGAAGACGAGUUGUGUAAAUAGCCUGACUUAUUAUUGUAUGAAAUUCAUUGGGUUUCUUUUUUGUUCUGAUAAAACGCAAAAAAAAAAAAGAAGGAAAAAAAGGUAUUUUUUGCUUUGCUGGUCAAUAAAAUGUAUUCAUAUGGA